Selaginella moellendorffii is the source of this 1555-nucleotide messenger RNA. RefSeq lists its product as uncharacterized. The transcript is spliced from 11 exons. The coding region runs from base 1 to 1536 and encodes 511 amino acids. The record is from RefSeq and is a predicted model, not a curated record. NCBI's taxonomy places the organism in Eukaryota, Viridiplantae, Streptophyta, Lycopodiopsida, Selaginellales, Selaginellaceae.
AUGGCGGACGACGCCACCGUCGCGGCUGUGGCGAGUCGCGCCGAUCGAUUCAGCCGGAUUGCCAAGGUUGUAAGGAGGGAUUUGGAUUGCUACGCUGAGGCUGAUGGAUUAUCGGCGCUGGUGGUGAGGGGAGGUACUUGCGCUUCUUCGUCUUCCUCCCUCCAGACGCUGGAGCCGCCAUGGAUCGCGCGGCGGCGGCGGAGGGAGAUGGCGGCUCUGGAUCAGGAGAGGAGGGAGAGCGAGCAUCAGGCGAGCGUGAGGCAAGUGGUGGAAAUGGCGGUGGGGAUGGGAGAACAGGUUGAUGCCAUGAGGAGGCAAUUGGAGGAGCAAAAUCGGCAGCUCAAGGCGCUCACAGUGGGUCACUGUGCUCAGACAAGCAUCCAGCAGCAGCUACUAGACAUGCUCGCCACGGUGCAAACAAAACAGCAGCGUUCCAAGUCUCCCCCCAGGCCCGCUUAUAUUCACACAACACACGGGCAAACGCCGCAAGAGUAUCACACGCUUACAUGGCUUCACAACAAUCACAGACAAGCUGGUAAGCAUUAUAGGCAUCCGGCUCACGGUUUUCGUCCGUUAAGAAGAUCAUCUAUCCACAGUGACCUGCACAAGUAUGACUCGGGAAGUGACAGGACCAGGACAACUUUUGGAGGAACGCGUAGGCGUGGCCACAGAAGAAGUCCGCCAGUGUCCGUUCCAACCGAGCCUGCGCCAGAGUCUGCUAGAAGUGUAGAGAAAGCAAGAAAACCUUCUCCCAAAAAGACCAAGAAGGUGCCUCUCGUUGCGCUCCUCUAUGCAAAAUGUAAGCGAAGGUGGCAAAAGCAAUCCGCACGAAAACGGGAGAAGACUGCUCGUCAAGCUGCAACCACAUCUUCAGCCGCAACUCAGCCGAAACAUAACAAUGCUAAGUGUCAUCGUCAUCGCAGCCGCACCGAGCAUCAUCGACCGAUAAUCGAAGAGAGGCAUGAAGUACUGGAUCUUAGAAAUGACAACGCGAAGCAGCUUGAGGAUAAAAUUUUAGACUCGAUGCUAGAAGUGCUAAAACAUGAAGACGAGUUGAAGCAACGGUGGCUUGUAUCCGACCAAGACGAAGGGAAGGACAUUGGAAAAUCUAUACUCGAUGAAUUGAUGAAUGAAAUGGCUCCAAGAAAUCCUGAGAAGACCAUGGAAACCAUCUCUCAAACGAAAGAGUUUCCAGCAAGGCAUCACAGUACACUGGCGCAAACAAAAGAGGAUCUAACAAUGCACCGAAGCAUUGAUAAUUUAGUGGUGACCGAGUUGCAAACAAAGCAGGAACCAACAAAGAUUGACAGUAUAAUGACCGAGAUAGAGGAACCGACAAGGCAUCGAAGCAUUGGCAGCACAGUGGGGAACGACUUGCAAACAAGGGAGAAGCCAAGGAAUGAAAAGCACGAAAAACUACUUGCCAUGAUCAUGGACGAACAAGUGGAAGAAAUCUCUGCCGAGCUCUUGCUCUUCUGCGACGACUUUGUAGAGGAUAUAUACUCGUCGGAGUUUGCAUACGCGGAUGAUAAGUAACCAGCAAGCUCGUCUUUUA